Molecule: messenger RNA, 1314 nt
Organism: Drosophila busckii
Lineage: Eukaryota; Metazoa; Arthropoda; Insecta; Diptera; Drosophilidae
Product: zinc carboxypeptidase-like
Exons: 5
Coding region: 15-1292 (425 amino acids)
Biological process (GO): proteolysis
Molecular function (GO): zinc ion binding; metallocarboxypeptidase activity
Source: RefSeq, a predicted model, not a curated record
UUUGUGCAUUAAAGAUGAAUACAUUGGCGCUCAAAGUAUUUGCUGCCUUAGCAUUAAUUCUGCUAGUAGAGAGUGUCAGCGAGGACCAAAAGCGCUAUGACAAUUACAGCGUAUAUAAGAUUAGGCACCCAAAUCAGUUACAACGUCAAUUACUACAUAAGUUGACAAAGCAGCAUGAAAGUUUUAGUUUGUGGCAUGAAUCAAGAGAGGAAAUCCAUUUGAUGGUUAGCCCCCAAGCAUUGCCUGAGUUGGGCAAAUAUUUAAACAAAACAUAUGCAAGGUCAAAUAUGUUUAUAAGCAAUGUGCAAGAACUUAUAGAUAACGAGCAAGCGUUGAAUAUGAAAGCUAGAUUUGGCCCCACGGUUAAUUGGAAGCGCUAUAACACUUUAAGUGAAAUUGAAGCGUGGCUAGACGAUAUACUCAUUAGAUAUCCUGGUGUUACCGAAGGUUUUAUACUUGGAAAAUCGUUUGAAGGUCGUAAUAUACGUGGCCUUAAAAUCUCAUACAAAACGGGUAAUCCAGGUGUAUUCAUUGAAUCCAAUAUACAUGCAAAUGAAUGGAUUACCUCAGCCUCAGCUACUUGGAUGAUCAAUCAGCUGCUUAGCUCCGCGGACAAGCAGGUGCGUGAAAUGGCAGAGUCACAUGACUGGUAUAUAGUGCCUGUGCUGAAUGUGGACGGAUUUGUUUACUCUCAUGAAAAGGAUCGACUGUGGCGUAAAACUCGACAACCUUCGGCUAUUUCAAGUUGCAUAGGUGUCGAUCCCAAUCGCAAUUAUGACUCUUAUUGGAUGGUUAAUGGUGCGUCGAAUGAUCCUUGUGAAUGGACCUAUGCUGGGCCACACGCAUUAUCAGAGCCUGAAAUAAAAGCCAUGUCUGAUUUUGUCAGCAGCAUAAAGGAUAAGCUAAAUGUUAUGUUAGCCUUCCACUCGUAUAGUCAGUUGCUGCUGUCCCCAUUCGGACACACUGAUGAAGAGGUACCAGAGAACUACGAUGAUCUUAUGCAAGUAGCCAAGGCAUAUGCUGAUGCGGUGCAAGCCUUGCCCUAUGGUACUGUCUACCAGUAUGGCUCCUCAGCUGGAUUACUCUAUCCUGCAUCGGGUGCUACGCUUGAUUGGGCAUACAAUGAGCAAUAUAUACGGAUCAGUUACACCAUAGAAUUUCGUGAUACAGGAAAAUUUGGUUUUGUAAUACCUCCAGCUUAUAUAAUACCCAAUGCUGAGGAGAAUUUGAUAGGUAUUGUGGCAUUAUUAGCUGAGGCUAAAAAGCUCGGUUAUCUAAAAUUGAAAUAUUAGCUAAAAUUUGUUCGAAUUUUAU